Messenger RNA from Tricharina praecox, 687 nucleotides. RefSeq lists its product as uncharacterized. Gene Ontology annotation, molecular function: protein binding. Bases 1 to 687 code for a protein of 228 amino acids. The transcript has a single exon. NCBI's taxonomy places the organism in Eukaryota, Fungi, Ascomycota, Pezizomycetes, Pezizales, Pyronemataceae. The record is from RefSeq and is a predicted model, not a curated record.
AUGCCGAAAGCUAAACCCAAGAAGUCGAAGAAGGCCUCGGUGUCGAAGCCCUACGACAGCAGCACCGGCAUCAGCAGAGGGCCUCUAACCCGCGCUCGCACUCGUGCAGCUCAGUUGGAGAAGGCCCACAAGAAGACUGGCAUAACGAUCGCAAGCAAUCCCGCCCACCCCGUCCCACCCCCUCCUCCCCGUACGACGUUCGAGAACAUCCCCCUCGAUUUGCACCUGUGCAUCGCCGACCACCUCGAUUCCUUUACGGACCUCGCCUCGCUGUCCGUGGUGAGCAGGAAGUUCUACCACCACUUCCAGGACGCCUUCUGGAAGUGUCUGUCCGAAACCGAGUUCGAGGAGCGUCGGGGUCGUUACAUCUCGGCCGCCGAGUGGGCCGCCCAGAUGGGGUACCCGAACACUCUGCGGCGCCUCUUGGAUAUUGCGGGCGAGGAAGCGUUCAAGAUGCCGCCAAAGAGGGAGGAUGGAAAGGUCUGUGGCCGCACAAUGCUGGAGAGGGCGGUCGAGUCUGGUAAUGAUCGUUGUGUCGUGUUGAUCAUCGCCAGGAGCAGGGACUUUGACAUUCCGGAUGAAUAUUUCACCUGGAGAGGUGCGUUCUAUCUUGCCAAGAGCCACAAGAUCUUUUCGCUGUUGGCGGAGGAGGCGUCUUCAAGAUUGGCGAUGCGUGGGUUUCGGUAA